Molecule: messenger RNA, 1368 nt
Organism: Lingula anatina
Lineage: Eukaryota; Metazoa; Brachiopoda; Lingulata; Lingulida; Lingulidae
Product: GPI ethanolamine phosphate transferase, stabilizing subunit
Biological process (GO): GPI anchor biosynthetic process
Cellular component (GO): endoplasmic reticulum membrane
Source: RefSeq, a predicted model, not a curated record
AACAUGGCGGGGACCACUUUAAAGAGCUCGUCGACAGGGCCUGCACUACUUCUUAACGUGCUAAACGUUUUGUGUAUAAUUUUGUUUGCAUAUUUUACAUACACAAACUUUAACAUACUGACGUUCGUUGAGAUAUACAUAAUAGUGUCAGUUAUAAUCCAAGUCCUUAUGCUGGUGUCACUUUUCAACGUCCAUCCUCGGAAGAUAAGUAAUGUAAUGGAAGGAAUAAUUUGCUGGAUCGGGUCCUCCCUAGUCUUUCAUACCAUUGCUGUGCUAUAUGGGGCUCCACUAUUCAGUUCUGUAUCAGAAACUUUCCAUUUAGCAAUGUUGUUGGCAACCACAGCUGCUUUACCAGGACUGAUGGUGCUGGGGAUAAGAAAAGAAGAAUGGACAAGACUUUUCUUUAAAACAAGGAUUUUUUCCAGUCCAUCCAGUGCUUUAGAAAUCAGUAUAUUGGCCAGUGGUGUAUGCAGUGUAUUGGGUGCAUGGCUGGGAGCUUUCCCAAUUCCUUUAGACUGGGACAGGCCUUGGCAGGUCUGGCCAAUUAGCUGUGUGAUAGGGACCCUUGCAGGCUAUAGUUGUGGACUGAUUUUUGCUACUUGUUUCAUCUUAUACCAAAAUAUGAAAGGCAGCAAAUCAAAACUUUUCUGAAAGACAGUGGAAUAUUCUGCAGGAUUUAUUGAAAAAAAAUUGCACUUAAGCAUUUUGAAAACGUUUUGCCAUCUGCAAGACACAUUUGUUUAAUGUGCUACUGAUUGUGGCUGAUACAGUAAUUUCCUAGUUUUAUAUUGUUAAUACAGUAUAUUCUUUUUGUUCAAAAUAAGUCAGAGAUGCUUUAACCAUGGGUGAAAGAUUUUAGGGUCAUCUCUGCUUUCAGGAAUUUCUUUAUUUUGAACAUUUUUUUCAUAUGGUCUCAAUGCGUUUGUUGAUCUAUGAUUUCAGGAUUAUUAGUUUUUAUAACCUUCACCCAUGAACUUUUAUCAGAUAUGGUAAUUUUUUGUGUCAUUCUUUUUUGAAAUGUUGUGUUUCACCAACUUUUCAUUGAUAAUCAGAAGAAUAAAGACAGAAAAUAUGAUAUCAACUGUAACUCCACUUUACUUGACGCACUUAGAGUGGGCAGUACCACUGAUGACAUGUUAAACUGAUUGCAUUUAGCAAGAGUCCAUGCGGAGUUUGAUUUACAUAGAUCAAUAGUUUCAAUGGAAUGAAUGCUAUGUUGUUUUAGUUUUUUUUCUCUUUAAGAUAAGGUACAUCACUUAAUUGAGUGCUUAUCAUUUCAUUCUUUUCAUUAAUACUAAAGUAAAAUAAUUAUAGUAGCAAAAAUUAAGUAUUCAACAUGAUGUAACACAACCCUUGUCUUUCUCAUUG